Amaranthus tricolor (Joseph's coat) is the source of this 637-nucleotide messenger RNA. RefSeq names its product probable steroid-binding protein 3. Lineage: Eukaryota; Viridiplantae; Streptophyta; Magnoliopsida; Caryophyllales; Amaranthaceae. The record is from RefSeq and is a predicted model, not a curated record. The transcript has a single exon. Gene Ontology annotation, cellular component: endomembrane system; membrane. Bases 155 to 454 code for a protein of 99 amino acids.
AAAACAUUAAUGUAGCGUAGCAAUUAGGCGAAUCAAUCCUCAAAUAACCCCUUUACCUAUAACCCCUUUACCUAUAGUAAUCAAUCAAUCAUUACAUCACUCAUUCUCCCUUCUCAAAAACCCUUUCUUUCUCCGACCACUCUGAAGAUCACCAAUGGAGUUCACCCUACAACAGCUCAAAAACUACGAUGGCUCUGACCCAUCAAAGCCCAUUUACGUAGCAAUCAAGGGCCGGGUUUUUGAUGUCUCAACUGGUAAGAAUUUUUAUGGGCCUGGUGGUGCAUAUGCCAUCUUUGCAGGUAAAGAUGCUAGUAGAGCUCUUGCUAAAAUGAGCAAGAAUGAAGAAGAUGUUGUUUCUUCCAUUGAUGGGCUUUCUGAAAAAGAGCUUGAGGUUCUUGCUGAUUGGGAGAAGAAAUUUGAAGCUAAGUACCCUGUUGUUGGCCGUGUUGUUUGAGAAUAAUAGUGAAAUAGUAUUUUUAUUAUGUAUUGUUCUUUCAGUAUAUGGAUAAAAUGUUGUGAAUCUCUUGUUGUUUGUUCAAAUUUUCUGUCUUUAAUGUUGGAAAUUUGAGUAAUUGAGUUAUUGAUGGAUAUAUGAUAAUUGUAAGGAUGAUAAGCUCUAAAAUAAUAACUUUGUCAA